This is a messenger RNA of Pseudomyrmex gracilis, 1883 nucleotides long. RefSeq names its product X-ray repair cross-complementing protein 5-like. Gene Ontology annotation, biological process: telomere maintenance; cellular response to gamma radiation; cellular response to X-ray. The coding region runs from base 125 to 1807 and encodes 560 amino acids. Gene Ontology annotation, molecular function: DNA helicase activity; double-stranded DNA binding; telomeric repeat DNA binding. Gene Ontology annotation, cellular component: Ku70:Ku80 complex. The record is from RefSeq and is a predicted model, not a curated record. NCBI's taxonomy places the organism in Eukaryota, Metazoa, Arthropoda, Insecta, Hymenoptera, Formicidae. The transcript is spliced from 13 exons.
GUUUCUUAUCAGUAAAUUGAAAUAUAUGUAUGAUCAAACGGAAAUCAAAACAGAAAGAUAGUGUUGCGUUAAAAAAAUAUUUUCAUUACAAAUCAAGUGGAUUUAACAACAUUUGCCAUCGACAAUGCCGCCAAUAAAAAAGGAAAGUAUAAUUUUUCUUGUGAAUGUUGGCGUUGUUCGACAUGGCAUGCAAAAUGAUUCACAAUUGCUGAAUAAAACAAAAUUUAUUCUGAAACAUACUAUUCAAAAAAAGAUAUUUCUGCGUCCCAAAGAUGAAAUAGGAGUGGUGUUAAUGGGAUCAGGAGAGGACAAUGUGGAGGAGCUAUGUAGCAUGCAAAUUGGAAAUUGGGAUUUAAUAGAAACUAUUGAAAAGUUGAAACCUACAAAUCAAAGUUGUUCCUGGAUGGAAGCACUUCAUAUUGCAGUAGAUUACAUUAAACGUGAAUGUGUAAACCAAAAUACUGAAAGAAAAAUACUGUUGUUCUCUGAUUUCAAUGAAGAAGAAGAGAUUGUGAAUCAAUUUGAAGUAGAUAGGAUUGCAGACGAAUUAAGCUCAGAAGGAAUCUUGCUUAUAGCAGUUGGAGAAAGAACACUGGAAAAUUUAGGCAAAAAUUCUCUAACGGCCAGUGAGGCAUUGCUUAUGGAAGUUCUGGAAAAGACCGACGGUCAGUAUCUUACGUUUGAACUCGCCACGUCCGAUGUACGUUUCUACAAACGGCCAUCUACAAGACCCAAUCCAUGGCACUGUCAUAUGAUACUAGGUGACUUCAGUAUACCAAUCGCUGGAAUAUCGAAAAUGCCAAAUGAAGUGACGUUUCCAAAAUUUGUACAAGAGGCCAGUACGUCUGGCGUGCCUGACGAGCAAGAUAGACCAAUUAAGAAUGUCGCUCAAUGGACGGACAAUAAUAGGGUUGUUCACACGAGAGAUAAUACUAUCUCCGGUUACGUGUACGGCGGCAGAGCUAUUCCCGUUUCAGAUGAAUCCAAAACUAACAUGACUCACAUAAGUACUGAAAAGUGUUACAAGAUACACGCUUUCACUGCGAAGAAAAACAUUCCUAUGGAAUAUUGGCUCUCGGACGGCUCGUAUGUUAUUGUACCGGCUAACGAGUCGGUAAGUGCACCGUUCUACAGUUUGGUACAAGCAAUGGUGAACAAAAACGUAGUCGCCAUAGUGGAGAAAGUCUACAGACAAGCUUCGGAAGCUAAUAUGAUGGCACUGUUCCCUAGCGUCGACGUACCAAGUGAACCUUGGUGUCUUAUUGAGAUCGGCCUGCCAUUCGAGCAAGAUUACGAGGCGAUAACACCGAGACCAUUGAAAUUCGUAAUGAGGCAACUGUCGAAAGAUCAGAACAAAGCUAUAAAUGAUCUGCUGGAGUCUUUAGAAUUACCGGACGCCGACGACGAUACAAACAAUAUCAGUGAGAAGUAUUUGCCAGGAUAUAUGCCGGAUCCUGGAGCACAAAACGUGUGGGACAUGUUAUCGGCUCGCGCGCUCAAUCCAAAUAAACCACUGCCGCCGGUCGCUGAUGAUGUGAAAAAUCUGUUAGAGCAACCAGAAUUCGUGAAAGAAAGAUGCGAACUGGUGAAAAACAGAAUCAACGAUUUGUUCUCUCUGGAAAAAAAGAAACCUCUCAAAAAGCGCAAAAGGUCGGCCGAGGAUACACAAACUGAUAAUGACACUGUAACUCAACAAUCGACCAUAGAAAACAAAACAGAUUCUAAAAAAGAUAAAAUCGAAGAAUCGAAAAACACAGAUGUAUCCAACGUGUGCAAAUUCGAUUUUGAUGAGAUUGCUGAUUUGUAAAAGAGCUGCCGGCAGUAACUAUUUUAUUAAUUGCAGGUUUUUUAUCAUUAUCGCUAAUUAUGUGACACUAUUAUAU